GGAGAGGCUCUGAAUGGCAGAUGUUGACAGUAAGACAACAUCAGUUGAAGUGUGUACAAUCUCAAUGUGAUGGUCCAAGCGAUGGUCCAUGAAAAAGGCUAUCUGACCUGGAAAAUGGGGCCACUCCAGACACAGCUAUGCCAAGGAGAAUACGGAUUGUUCAAGUUUUCCCCUAUGUUUGAAAGUAACUUUGUCCAGAUCAACAAGCAAGGGCAGACAAGCCAGAUCCACAACCAGGAAGAAAUUGUGACGGUCGCCAUUACCUCGAAAAGCCCUCUCCUAUUGAUUCCCGAUGUGCUGCUCGUGGCUCGGCCCCUCGGCCCUCCGGAAGAGCAUACGCCGAAACUCAAAAGCAAGUCCCCUCGUCACCCUCCAACGAGAUACGAGCUCACAAGGUUGCUUCCUUUGCGCUUGGUCAAGAUCACGAUCCAUGACGCAGAACGACAACAGCUGCGGUUUAAACUAGCAAAUGGCCGGACUUUCUACCUCCAGCUGAGCCCGGAUUCCAAAAGGCAAGAAGACCUUUUUGACGCCUGGAUCAGGAUGGUGCAACUGCUGCGGCGAACUUCGGAAGCCACUCUUAGUGAGAAGAAGGAGCAGCAGACAAAAGCAAAGGGCCAAAGAAAGCCCCAGGAAACGCAACGGGCUGCGAAGCAGAGCAAAUCUUCUCGACGCAGAACUGCAACCAAGAGCAGUCACUAUCCUCCCAAAAGGGCCAGAACGCGUCAGAAGGAGGUCAAGAAGAGACGCAAGCCACCCCCGUCUUCGGAGAGCAUCACCAGCCCUCCGGUCGCCACCCCACCUUCCAAAGUCAAGUCUGGGAAAGCACAAGACCCUCAUCCAUCCCCAGAAAGGGAGGAGGUGGCAGAAAAACAAGAGGGCCAUCAAACUCCUUUUAGCAAAUUGGAGGAGGAGGAAGAGAUGACAGAAGCAACGAGCGAGAAGACCGAGGCAAUCUCCACCCCCAGCAACUCAGCUACCAAGGAGAGCAGCUCUCAGCCCAAGCGAAAACCUGAUCCCAAGGUGGACCCUGGCAAUCAAAGCAGGUCGGGACAAAGAGGUACCGCCCGAAAGCCAAGCAAAUUUUUUGCCCUCCUCAGAGCCUGCUACCCAAAAAAGGACAAGCGAGGCACCAAAGCUCAGGGGGAAAGGAAGAAAAGUUAAGCAGAGAGAAGCAAAACAGCUGGAAACCUCAGGAGUAGAAGAAUCUACCUCGUUCCCCCAUGAAUUUCCCCCCCCCGUGAAUUCUAAAUGUAAUAAAGAU
Pogona vitticeps (central bearded dragon) is the source of this 1264-nucleotide messenger RNA. NCBI's taxonomy places the organism in Eukaryota, Metazoa, Chordata, Lepidosauria, Squamata, Agamidae. The record is from RefSeq and is a predicted model, not a curated record.